Molecule: messenger RNA, 1413 nt
Organism: Fraxinus pennsylvanica
Lineage: Eukaryota; Viridiplantae; Streptophyta; Magnoliopsida; Lamiales; Oleaceae
Source: the annotation of a GenBank genome assembly
AUGAAUGAGAAGGCGAACGUUUCCAAAGAGCUUAACGCCAAGCAUAGAAAGAUUUUGGAAGGUCUUCUUAAAUUGCCAGAGAAUAGGGAAUGUGCGGAUUGCAAGAGCAAAGGUCCUCGAUGGGCUAGUGUGAAUUUAGGCAUAUUUAUAUGCAUGCAAUGCUCUGGGAUCCAUAGAAGUCUUGGAGUACACAUAUCAAAGGUGAGAUCUGCUACACUGGACACAUGGCUUCCUGAACAGGUUUCAUUCAUUCAAUCAAUGGGAAAUGAGAAGUCAAACAGUUACUGGGAGGCAGAGCUUCCCCCGAAUUAUGAUAGAGUUGGGAUUGAGAAUUUCAUUCGUGCAAAGUAUGAGGAGAAGAGAUGGAUUCCCAAGGACGGGAAGCCAAUGUCACCCGUGAGGGGACGAGAAGAAAAAGCUUCUGUUCGGUGGCAAAGAUCAAGUGAUGGUCACGGAUAUAUCAGUAGUUCUGGGAAUUCUUCUCAUGAGAACUUUCAAGCACCAAGUGCAAAGGAAAAUAUUCCUGCUGCAAGAGUUAGUCUCCCCGUGCCACCUAAAGGACCAGAACCUAUUGCUUCUGCUCCAGUGCCUCAACAAGUGAUUCAGAAAACAGAGCCAGCUACACCUGCUGAACCUUCAAAGCAGGUCACAGAUGCUGUCUCUCCUCCUAAAGUUGAUUAUGCUACCGAUCUCUUCAAUAUUCUUUCUAUGGAUGACUCUAAUGAAAAUGCCAUGGGCGAAGCUUCUGCAGAAGAUAUUUCAUGGGCAGGAUUCCAGUCUGCCGGCGCAUCAUCAACAGCAGAAAAAACUGCUCCAGAGAAAUCUGAUGGUAAUAAGACUGAGUCUGCUUCUGCUUCUGGAAUUGAGGAUUUAUUUAAAGAUUCACCAUCAAUUGCACCUGCUUCCAUGUCAGAGAAGCCUCAAAAAGAUGUUAAAACUGAUAUUUUGAGUCUGUUUGAGAAGUCCAAUAUGGUGUCACCAUUUGCUUUGCACCAACAACAAAUUGCGAUGUUGGCACAACAGCAGUCUAUUCUAAUGGCUGCUGCAGCUAAUUCUUCUGGUGGAAUGCCAAAACUUCAUGGUAAUACACAACAAGCGCCAAAUGGUGCCAACUUGUCCAAUCAACGUUGGCCAAAUGUUGGGUACCAGUUCCCUGGAAUGAUGAUACCAGCAACUGGAAAGAGCGAGUAUAUGCAGAUGGGGAACAUGGCAGCAAGUCAUCCAGUAGGGAACUCUUUCCCUCUCCCAGUUUCCAGCAUGCAUUCCAUGGGACCCAACACUUCUAGCAAUGGUAGUUUGCCUUCUGGAGUGACCAAACAUACAGCAUCGUCGGUUUCAUCCGCUUCUCCACAGGCAGGAAAAGAUUACGAUUUUUCAUCCUUGACACAAGGGUGGUUCUCAAAGCAGCACUAA